Myripristis murdjan (pinecone soldierfish) is the source of this 1236-nucleotide messenger RNA. It is a transcript of the gene foxg1c, whose product is annotated as forkhead box G1c. Lineage: Eukaryota; Metazoa; Chordata; Actinopteri; Holocentriformes; Holocentridae. The coding region runs from base 1 to 1236 and encodes 411 amino acids. The transcript has a single exon. The record is from RefSeq and is a predicted model, not a curated record. Gene Ontology annotation, biological process: regulation of transcription by RNA polymerase II. Gene Ontology annotation, cellular component: nucleus. Gene Ontology annotation, molecular function: DNA-binding transcription factor activity; sequence-specific double-stranded DNA binding.
AUGGAGGAUAUGAAAACCCCUGUCCGGUUUUUCCACAAGUCCUCAUUCAGCAUCAGCAGCCUUUUACUGAGACGAGAGGGGGUGAUGAGUGACGAGCAGACUCCUUCCCCGUCCCCGAAGCAACGCGCCGGACCGCCGGAGAAAUCUAAAGUUUGUAGCCAGGAAGAAAACCACAGCUUUAAUGGCAAAAACUGUGACAAGACUGAGCAAUGCACUAAGGGGGAAAUGAAAGCAGUGUUGGCAAACUCUAAAAGAGAGGCAGAUAAAGGAGAAUCGAAGAAAGGAGGGGGAGCAGAGGAAAACGUUAAACCGGAGAAACCCCCUUUCAGCUACAACGCGCUUAUCAUGAUGGCUAUCCGGCAAAGUCCGGAACGACGGCUCACUCUCAACGGCAUCUAUGAGUUUAUCAUGGGCAAUUUUCCAUACUAUCGAGAGAACAGACAGGGGUGGCAAAACUCAAUCAGGCAUAACCUGAGUUUGAAUAAGUGCUUCGUUAAAGUGCCGCGCCACUAUGAUGACCCGGGGAAAGGCAACUACUGGAUGCUGGAUCCCUGCAGUGAGGAUGUCUUCAUAGGUGGCACAUCUGGGAAGCUCCGACGCAGAGCCCCGGCUAGCUCCAGGGCUAAGCUUGCACUAAAAAGAGGAGGAGGCCGCCUGAUGUCCUCCAGCACUGCGACCAGCGUGGCUUUGGCCGCCGCGGGCUCCUUUUACUGGCCGGUGCCGUCGUUCCUUCCUCUCCAAACGCCGGUGCGCACCCACCUUGGCACAGGAUCUUACCUCGGUCCCCAUCCCCACUUCUCCAACCACGCCACAUCGGUUGUUUCACAGCGCUCCCGGCACCACAUGGGUGCAACAAGCGCUGCAGAGGCCGACAGGUUCAUGCAGACACACCAGGAGAUGUCUUACAUUGGAGUAAGCUGCGCGCAAUCCCGUCGCCAUCAAAUACGCGCAGCUUGCACAGCGUUCUCCACAUCCAUCCCGUGCACCCUGCCUCUGUCCGACCCCUGCUCUUUUAACAUGCUCUCCGGACAAGCCAGCUACUUUUACUCGCACCAAAUACCCUGUCCAGCAACGUUUAACCCGUGCCAAGAGGAGUGCGCCGCGUCCAAGACCGCCUCGGGACACUUUCUAUCCAAGACGGGGCACUCAGACCUCGGGGGGUCCUGUAAUGACUUUCCAAAUUAUUACCCUCAAGUCAACUCAAGCCCUCCUCUGUCUUGGAAUAUAGAAAAAUAG